UUCUUUUUGAGUUGUCAUCGAAAAAUAUUCGAAUUUUCUUUUAAGUAAAAAAUUAUUAUACUUUUGUAUAAAUUUUUUAAUAAUUAUUAUUUACUUUUAUUAAAACUCUUGACCGAUCAAAUGACCACACGUUGGGACGAGGAAGGGAGCAUACUUUUUAAUUCAUGUACAGUAAUGUAGUUAUGUAGACACCUUUGGACAGGAGUACUAUUAUACACUGUACAUCCAAAAAUAGUAUUGAUGUGACUGCUUUAAUUGUAAGUUCCACUCGUUCCAUUUAUACCAAUUUUAUUUUAUUUUCUUUUCCGCCAAACACUCCUUUGUGGGACCCACUGCUAAGUCAAAGCUGAGCUCCACUAUAAAAGGCAGCAGCCAGUCAAUUCUCUUCGCUUCUUUUCUCUUCUUCGGCGGAAGAGAUCUCAAUGCCAUCGGAAACCCUCCUUUUCCGUUCAUUUCUCAAUCGGAAUCCUUCUCAACUCUGAUUACUGUUAGCGUUUCUUCUUCUCCGAUGUCUGCUCCGGCGGUGCGAUUCCAGAUCUCCGCGGCGGCGAGAUUACUCGGCUUCGCAGUGGCAUCGCUCGUGCUAGUAUGGGCUGUACGUUACAGAGGCGGAAUGGCGCUCGCAUCAGAGAACAAGAUUCUCAUAUUCAAUGUUCAUCCUGUGUUAAUGGUGGUUGGACUUGUGGUUAUGAAUGGAGAAGCCAUGCUAGCAUACAAGACUCUCUCAGGGACGAAAAAUUUCAAAAAAAUCGUUCAUCUUUCCCUGCAAUCAUUAGCUUUCUUUACGAGCAUUGUUGGACUAUGGGCUGUUUGGAAGUUUCACAUUGACAGAGGAAUCGAUAAUUUCUAUAGCCUCCACUCAUGGCUCGGUCUCCUUUGCAUUUUCUUGUUUGGCAUUCAGUGGGCCUCCGGAUUCGCAACCUUUUGGUAUCCUGGCGGAUCAAGAAACCGCCGAUCCAGUUUGAUGCCUUGGCAUGUAUAUUUUGGCAUUUAUAUCUAUGGAUUAGCCGUGGCCACGUGCAUUACUGGGUUCGUGGAGAAGAUUCAAAUUUGGUUCGAGCUCUCGAUUCGGCUGUGUAAACAAGUUCAAUCUCCCGCGAUACUCGUUCUCUAAGUCGAAUCGAGAGUUCAUUUUUUAUUCUAUAUGAGCAAAAGUUUACACAUAAUAGGUAAAGUAUGAUUAUUUAUUUUCGAUAUGUCUCUGCUUCAUGUUAAAUGGUAAGUAACUAAACAUGACCUUAAUUGACUGUCGUUAGCCUCAGUUUAUAUUUUCAUCGUAUUGAAAUUUUUUUAUUAUUUUCAUUUAUUUAUCUCCAGAAGGUCAAUUGUUUGAUUUAUUUGAUUUGAAUUUUGAUCGAAGCUGUAUUUGGAUGGUUACUGUUUUUGUUUACUAGUGUGUUUAAUUUCAGCUUUUUUCAUUUUUUCCCUUUUUAGACAACGAAAUAUAUUACUCCCUCCGUCCCAGAUACUAUGUCGCAGUUUCUAUCCAUUCCACAUACCAUGUCACUUUCAUUUUGGAAAAUGAUUGCACACUUUAAUCUCAUUUUAAAUUUUUUAAUUUAAAUUUUUUUAAUUUUAAUUAAACUAAUUAGUUAUCUUAAUCUUAAUUUAUAAUUAUUUAUAU
Andrographis paniculata is the source of this 1624-nucleotide messenger RNA. Its product is annotated as transmembrane ascorbate ferrireductase 2. The transcript has 5 exons. NCBI's taxonomy places the organism in Eukaryota, Viridiplantae, Streptophyta, Magnoliopsida, Lamiales, Acanthaceae. The coding region runs from base 509 to 1114 and encodes 201 amino acids. Gene Ontology annotation, molecular function: oxidoreductase activity. The record is from RefSeq and is a predicted model, not a curated record.